Ananas comosus (pineapple) is the source of this 1105-nucleotide messenger RNA. Its product is annotated as cell division cycle-associated protein 7-like. Lineage: Eukaryota; Viridiplantae; Streptophyta; Magnoliopsida; Poales; Bromeliaceae. Gene Ontology annotation, cellular component: nucleus. The coding region runs from base 92 to 898 and encodes 268 amino acids. Gene Ontology annotation, biological process: regulation of DNA-templated transcription. The record is from RefSeq and is a predicted model, not a curated record. The transcript is spliced from 8 exons.
CUUCCCCCUCUCCUCUACUCUUCUCUUGUCUUCUCAAACCAGAAACAGAAACCCACAAAAAACCUCAAGCUGAGAAAGAUCAAACGAAUCCAUGGGAAAAUUAGAUGCAAAAUGCGACUACGAGAGCCUCCGCAACGCCCGAAUCUCCGACAACAAGGCUCGGAUGCAGUCCCUCGGCAUCCGUCGCUGCGCCGGAGAGCUUAAUCUCAUAACUUCUCCUUCUCGGUCGAGAAAAGAUUAUACAAAUACGCCCGAAAGGACGAAAAAAGCGAGGAAAAUCGAAGCCACUCCGCUCCGACGAUCCGACCGGGUGAAGAAACCGUCGGAUGUAGAGGCGAAUUCCGCGCCUCCCCUUCGGCGAUCGGACCGUUUGAAGGGAAAAUCUCCGGACCCAGUUGAGUUAACCCCACAAGGAGGAAGAGAAGUAGUUGUUUCUGAGGUAGAAAGGAGGCAGCUUCUCUCGCGGCGGUGCGACAGCAAAGGAAGAGGAAGUGUUUAUGAUCCUGUUCUGGGUAUUUGCUGCCAUUUUUGUAGGCAGAAGAAGUUGUGUGGAGAAGAAGAUUGCAGGCGCUGCGGCGACAGAGAUUCAGAUCAGCCAUGCAUAGGGAAAACAGAAUGCUCCUCCUGCCAUUCUGCGAACGGCGUAUUGUGCCGCGCUUGUCUCAAAGUCAGAUAUGGGGAAGACAUGGAAGAAGUUCGGAUGAAGAAGGAUUGGACGUGUCCUCACUGCAUUGAAGAGAAAGGAUUAAAUAAAUUUUGGAUAUGUAACAGCUCUCUUUGCUUGAAGAAGAGAAAGAUGGCUCCUACUGGGAUUGCCAUUUAUCAAGCUCGCGAGCAAGGUUACAAAUCAGUUGCACAUCUACUUAUGGCCAAGCUCAAAGAAAAUGCACUGCAAUGAUCAUACUAAUAAUGGAGCUUAAGCAUUUGAACACAUCGGAAAGAUUCGAUUAACCGUUUUUUAGUGUUUUUUUUUUUUUGGUUCUAAAUAGGAUCUCAAUAGAGCUUAGUAGGUUUAGACACUUACCACGUAGAAAGAAUUUCUUUUUUGUUUUUCUUUGUUUUUUUUUUGGGUUUUUGAGGAAAGAAAACUGAUUUGUUCAAUGAG